GCCGGACGUCAGAGGACGAACGUGUUUCACAUACUUCUGGUUUGUUGCUCUGAAACUCUGCGCGAUGCUUUUGGAUUAUUGUUAUUUUUCCAGAUUGAGUUUGCUCCUCAUUGUGUGGAUUUGAACUGGGACAGGGGUCAGAGGUCACCCGGACAUAUCCUCCUGAUUUAACCAUGAGCAUGUUCUCCUCUCGAGUGAGGGGUGCACAGAGGCUGCUGCAGUGCAGACACACAGCGGGGGGUCCUCCUUCAUCUGGAAGAGCCUUCUCCUCCAGGCUGGUGCUGGGCAUUGAGACGAGCUGUGAUGACACCGGAGCGGCUGUUCUGGAUGAGACCGGUUCGAUCCUGGGAGAGUCUCUCCAUUCACAGAAAGAGGUUCAUCUGAGGGCUGGAGGCAUCAUCCCCACCGUGGCACAGCACCUCCACAGGGAGAACAUCCAGCGUGUGGUCCAGGAGGCUCUGGAGAGAAGUGGAGUUCACCCGAGCCAGCUGGCGGCCGUGGCCACCACGGUGAAGCCGGGCCUGGCCCUGAGCCUGGGCAUCGGCCUCGAGUUCAGUCAGAGGUUUGUGCGGCAACACAACAAACCGUUCAUCCCCAUCCACCACAUGGAAGCCCACGCCCUCACUGUCAGGAUGCUCCAUCCCGUGGCCUUCCCCUUCCUGGUGCUGCUCGUCUCCGGUGGCCACUCACUUCUCUCCGUGGCCCGAGGGGUGGACGACUUCCUGCUCCUGGGUCACACGCUGGACGAAGCUCCAGGGGAUAUACUGGACAAAGUGGCGAGACGCUUGUCCCUCAUCAAACACCCACAGUGCUCCACCCUGAGUGGAGGACAGGCCAUCGAGCUGCUUGCAAAGAAUGGGGACAGGAGGAGGUUCCCUUUCAGGACACCCAUGGGUCAAACUCAUGACUGCUGCUUCUCUUUUGCCGGACUACGGAAUCAAGUCACAAUGACGAUACUAAAGAAAGAGAAAGAGGAAGGAGUAGAACAGGGGUCACUGCUGUCGUGUGUGAACGACCUCGCAGCCGCCACGCAGCACACGGUCGCCUCUCAUCUCGCAAAGCGAACACAUCGGGCCAUCUUGUUCUGCAAGGACAACGGCCUGCUGCCAUCAAGCACUCCAACUUUAGUGCUGUCUGGAGGAGUUGCAAGCAACCAGUAUAUCCGUAAGGCUCUGACCAUCAUCACUGAGACCACAGGACUGCGCCUGCUCUGUCCUCCGGCCAAAUUCUGCACCGACAACGGAGUGAUGAUUGCGUGGAACGGUGUUGAACGUCUGAGGGAAAGCAAAGGAGUACUGCCUCCACAUGUGGACGUCCGCUACGAGCCCAGGGCGCCGCUGGGAGUCGAUAUGUCAGCGGAGGUGAGGGCAGCGGGGAUCAAGCUGCCGUCCGUCAAACUCAAGAUCCUCAACUGACAAGACUGUUGUUUUUGUCCUGUACAAACAAUACGUUUCUAACACCUGGAUUUACCCCCAGCUCAAAGUAUAUACUGUGUAUAUUUUGUAUAUGUAUAUACAGCACACAGAUAUUUAUUAAUAAAUGUGGUGUUGUACAUCUCAGAUCUUUAAAAUCAAAUUCAUCAAAGUUCAUCUUUUGUUGUUUCUUUUAUCGUGUUUAAUGACACAUCAUCAAAACGUGCAGAACUGACUGGCUCCCUGUCUGUGAGUCACUGCCUUGUGUAUUAAAUCCAUUUAGAGUUCUUCCUAAAACAUAAAUCUAUUUCAUUUUUGUUUUUUUCUGAAAGAUUAGAGACAUUGAAAUUGCUGGUGGUUCUCUUCUAUCAUCGUUCAGUCGUGCAACAACAGAGACAUUCAGAUUUAUCACAUUGUGGAUUAAUCCUCAUCUCGGAGUAAAAUCACAAAAGUCUAACACUGGAAAGUUUAAAAACAAAUCUGGAGCUUUAGACACAUGAGACUGACCUAUGAAAAAUGGUUUCUCAUAGUCUUAUGUUUUUGCUCUGAUGGAAAAUGUGUAUCAUAGUCAUCAUGUUGUAGAUCAUGUGAAGUUUAUGAGUCAGCAUGACUGUACUACAGCUGAUAAUAAUGAAACUGGACUAGAUUUAUUAUUUAAAUAUGGGCUCCACAGUCUGAAUGUGUUUUAACAGCAUUUGAAUACA
Pleuronectes platessa (European plaice) is the source of this 2116-nucleotide messenger RNA. RefSeq names its product O-sialoglycoprotein endopeptidase-like 1 (gene osgepl1). Gene Ontology annotation, biological process: tRNA threonylcarbamoyladenosine modification. The record is from RefSeq and is a predicted model, not a curated record. The transcript is spliced from 7 exons. The coding region runs from base 174 to 1415 and encodes 413 amino acids. Gene Ontology annotation, cellular component: mitochondrion. NCBI's taxonomy places the organism in Eukaryota, Metazoa, Chordata, Actinopteri, Pleuronectiformes, Pleuronectidae.